Molecule: messenger RNA, 1188 nt
Organism: Parnassius mnemosyne (clouded apollo)
Lineage: Eukaryota; Metazoa; Arthropoda; Insecta; Lepidoptera; Papilionidae
Source: the annotation of a GenBank genome assembly
AUGAGUUCCUUCCUCAUGAACGGUGGAUACCAGCCACAGCCAGAUCCAAAGUUUCCACCCUCCGAAGAAUACAGUCAAGCGGACUAUAUCCCACCAGGCGAAUACUAUCAACAUCAACAUUUGCAAUACGGCUACCAACAUCAAUAUGCUCCUGUCCAAAUCGGUACAGGAUAUGGAUAUGGAGGGUACUAUCAUCCAUUACCACAGCACCCACCUGUCGCACCACCUCCGCGACCCCCUGAACCUUCACAUCCAUCUGAUGCUGACCAUGGCUACGUUCCUCAUAGUGCUGAAGUCGCACCGGGGCUUGCGGAACUUGGGCUACGCUUAGAAAGGCAUAUUGAAGAAGCGGCUCCAGCAGGUCGUAAAUUACAUGCACUGGGCCGUGAAGGCUCACCAGCUUCAGAAAUGGAUGACGAAAGACUACUUUUAGAAAGUCCACCAGUGGAAGAUGAUGACUCCUCUAUAUGCUCGGACAACACAGAUAGAGUCAUUUAUCCGUGGAUGAAGAAGAUUCAUGUAGCUGGGGCAUCUAACGGCACGUUUCAACCAGGAAUGGAGCCGAAACGUCAAAGAACGGCGUAUACUAGACACCAAAUAUUAGAACUGGAGAAAGAGUUCCACUACAAUCGUUACUUGACACGAAGAAGAAGAAUAGAAAUAGCCCACACUCUAGUCUUGUCGGAAAGACAAAUCAAAAUAUGGUUUCAAAACCGACGGAUGAAAUGGAAAAAGGAUAACAAAUUACCCAAUACCAAAAAUGUUAGAAGAAAAACGAAUCCAGCCGGCAUCACGACGACAACGACGAAAGGAGCCACACCAAAGAGUAGAUCAAGUAAGAAUACAAAUAACAACGAUAAGAAGAAAUCAAAUAACAAUGGACGGCCAGAUAGCAUAGAGAAUGUUACUGAUAAUAUUAUGAAUGACUUACACUGCGUCGGAGCGCAGAAUUUAUCGCAUGAUCCUGCGCUUAGUCCCAUGACUCAUCCGGGUAAUCAAAUGACUCCGGGUCAUCCCAUGACAGCUCAUCAUUUGCAUAUGAUGGGUAUGCAUUCAGGCAUGGAUACAAGCAUGGUUGCCAAUCUAUCAACUCAUGGAUCUCCAGUUGGUAAUUCUGGUUGUGGCACAGGCAUCAGUUCGGUAAAUCCGCCUGUAAUCAAAUCUGACUAUGGACUUACUGCCUUAUAA